Amborella trichopoda is the source of this 1574-nucleotide messenger RNA. Its product is annotated as RNA polymerase II transcription elongation factor. Gene Ontology annotation, cellular component: super elongation complex. Gene Ontology annotation, biological process: transcription elongation by RNA polymerase II. The record is from RefSeq and is a predicted model, not a curated record. Gene Ontology annotation, molecular function: transcription elongation factor activity. Lineage: Eukaryota; Viridiplantae; Streptophyta; Magnoliopsida; Amborellales; Amborellaceae.
AUUUAGACAUACAUGCCUAGCGAUGAAGAGGAAGAGCAGAGAGGCAAAUGAUAUUCAUAUCUAACCCCGUAUUCCCGAAGCCUUAACCUAACCCUAGAUUUUCAAAGAUAACCCGCCAUUAGAACGCCUGGUAGAACUUACUUGAAUAUUCUGUUUUCCCAAAUGAAUGAUAGUAAUAAUGGCUAACAGGGAGAACAGAGAGCCAAGCACUGCUCCUCUACCUGAUAAAUGGUACGACCUAACCUUGGGUUCCUCCUUCAAAGAAGGCUCGACUGCAAAAUUCUGUACCCUAAGAUAUGAAUUCAAACCAGCUUCAAUCGACAAAAAUCAGGCAGGGUCGCUUCACAAGAAAAAGGACAACAGGGUCACAGUAGAGUUUCCGAACAACCAGCUUGGGAAGCCAAAUGUCAAAUUUGACGGCAGUAUUGAAGACUGUAAGGAUAACGAGGCAGUGUUGUUCUUCGACGGGCAUAGCUUUCGGCUUGAGCGAUUGCAUCGAGCAGUGAAGCGAUUGCGCCAUGUUCGCCUGCCUGGAGAGUCUUCUUCCUCUGCAACUGGUGUCAACUCCAUUGGAGGAGGAGCUCCUGCACCAUUGAUAAAUAAGAAUUUACUACACCCUGUGCCUGUUGCGGUGGAGCGAAUAGAAAUAGGUGAAUCAGAACUCCCAGGUGUCAAGCCCACCACUAAGUUCAAUGAUCAUAUCAAUGCUCCAAAUCUGUUAACGACAUCCCCUGAGGGCCUAAAGAACAGUGACCCAGAGGAAAAUGUGGAUUUAAUAUUCGAUGACAGUGACGGAAAGAAUGACAAAAUGGAAGCUAUUACACAAGAUGCCAACCUUAACAAUUCCAAUGCCCAUAAUCAAAACGAUACAGAUGAUGAGAUUGCAGAUGUGGACUUGAGUGAUGAUGAGGCUGACAAGGGGCCUAAUGCAGCAGAGGCGCUGAGGGCCCAAGUGUAUGCAGCUGAAGAGAGUGAAGGAACAAGCUCGAGUUCGAGUGGGAGUAGUGGAAGUGGAAGUAGUGGGAGUGGGAGUGGAAGCGGGAGUAGCAGUAGUAGUGAUAGUGAAGGUAGCGAUGAUGAUUCAGUCAGUGUUGGGGCAUAAUCUUUUUUUUCUUCUUCUUUGUUUGGUCAGGAGUCGUGAUGUGAUUGAAUGAGCGAGAAGUGGGGGAUUUUCUUAAUUACCUUUUCUUUGGGAAGUUUUGGUGGGAGUGUAAAUAGUAUAUCUAUAUAGUUUCUUCUAACUUCUUGUAUAUGAAGUAUGGGUGGGGAUUUAUAUUUUUUGUUUUUGUUUGGUGAAUGGUGUGUGGGGAACUUCUUGAGAGGCGACCUAGUCAAUGAUGCUCGACUUCGAGGUUUUGAUGGAAGUCAUGCACUAGUGCUUGUUUAAUGGUCCAUUGUGUGUGGGUGUGAUGUUUGAAAGCUCAUGCAGAUUGGAGGGAUAGAGAAUUGGGCACUGAAUGGGACAGAGCAACCUAUUUUAAGUUGUAAUAUGAAGCACCUGGUAAAUUUUGAAUGAGGCCAUCGGAUAUCUUGGUCUUUCUGGCGUAAAUGAUAUAGUAAUAUCUCUCUCUCUC